CACCAAAAGUCUAAUUCUUGUUUAACAGCAACGAUUCACACUCUUCUGUUCUGAGGAUCCAACACACCAAACCAAACCAAACCAAUGGCUCCUUCUGAACCCAUUGUUCAUGUGGCUUUCCUCCCGAGUGCUGGCAUGGGACACCUUAAUCCAUGUCUCAGAUUAGCAACAUUGUUCCUACGCUAUGGUUGCAAAGUCACUCUCAUCACUCCCAAACCCACUGUCUCUCUCGCCGAAUCUAACCUCAUCUCUCGUUUCUGUUCCUCUUUCCCAUUAAACCUCACCACGGUGGAUCCAACCACGGUUAACACUAACGACCCUUUUUGGCUUCAGUACGAAACCAUUCGUCGUUCGGUUCAUCUUGUAGCUCCAAUCCUAUCUUCCCUUUCAACACCUCUCACUGCUUUCAUCUAUGAUGUUUUAUUAAUCUCUCCCUUACUUCCAAUCACUGAGAAACUCUCUUGUCCACGUUACAUCUACUUCACCUCAGCAUCUAGAAUGCUCUCUUUCUUCGCACACCUUUCUGUUCUUGCUGCUUCAGAUCCAACUUCACAACCACACCCUUCUUCAUUCAUUCGUGAUGUGGUUAAAAUCCCUGGCAUAGCAUCACCGAUACCAAGAUCCUCGCUCCCUCCUCCGCUCCUUCAACCUAACUCUCUCUUCGAGAGCAUGUUCAUGGAGGACAGUGGCAAACUCGCGAAGCUUGACGGGGUUUUCAUCAACUCGUUUGAGGAGUUCGAAGGAGAGGCACUAGCGGCAGUUAACGAAGGGAAAGUGGUUAAAGAGUUGCCUCCAGUGUACGGCGUUGGUCCCUUGAUGGCGUGUGAGUUUGAGAAUGUGGAGAGGGGUUGCAUGAGUUGGAUAAUGAAGUGGCUUGAUGGAAAAAGUGAAGGGUCUGUGGUGUACGUUAGUUUGGGGAGCAGGACUGAGACGAGGAGGGAGCAGAUAAAAGACAUGGCUUUGGGGUUGAUAGAAAGUGGGUAUAGUUUUUUGUGGGUUGUGAAGUUGAAGAUGGUUGAUAGAGAAGAGGAGGAGAGUUUGGAGGAUGUGUUGGGGAGUGAGUUGAUGAAAAAGGUGAAGGAAAAGGGUGUGGUUGUGAAGGAGUUUGUGGAUCAGAUGGGGAUUCUGGGUCACCCUUCAGUGGGGGGGUUUGUGAAUCAUGGAGGGUGGAACUCAAUAAUAGAGACUGUGUGGCAAGGGGUGCCUAUUAUGACAUGGCCUCAGCAUGGUGAUCAGAAGAUAACAUCAGAGGCAGUGAGAAUGAGUGGUGUGGGGAUUUGGCCUCAUGAGUGGGGUUGGGGGACACAAGAGAUUGUGAAUGGGAAAGAGAUUGCUAACAAAAUCAAAGAGUUGAUGGGGAAUGAAUCUUUGAGGGUCAAAGUUGCAGAAAUGAAGGAAGCUGCUAGGAAGGGUGCUGGUGUUGGUGGGAGUUGUGAGGCUAUUAUGCAGAGACUAAUUGAGGAGUGGAAGAGGAAUGUUAAAUCUAAUUAAGCAUUCGCACUCAACAGUAUUUAGAUACUGACAAAGGAUAAUUAGUUUGUUAUUUUGGUUGUAUUUCCUGUUGGGAGUUUAAUAUGUUUUAUUGUUGCAGAAAAAGUUGUGGGUUGGGUUUGGAAAUUUUCCAAGAUCUGAGCAUGUUUUAUGAUUUAAAGAGAAAUAUAUAUUCUUCCAUCAA
Cajanus cajan (pigeon pea) is the source of this 1675-nucleotide messenger RNA. Its product is annotated as UDP-glycosyltransferase 708D1. The record is from RefSeq and is a predicted model, not a curated record. Gene Ontology annotation, molecular function: UDP-glucosyltransferase activity. Lineage: Eukaryota; Viridiplantae; Streptophyta; Magnoliopsida; Fabales; Fabaceae.